Messenger RNA from Cooperia oncophora, 1284 nucleotides. Lineage: Eukaryota; Metazoa; Nematoda; Chromadorea; Rhabditida; Trichostrongylidae. The record is from the annotation of a GenBank genome assembly.
AUGAAGCGUGAACACACGGACGACGACAGAUUCGGCGGCUCGCGUAACUCCAAGCGUCAAAGAGCUGAUGGCUUCUCUGAAGCAUUGGCUCAGGGUAAAUUUGAACUUCGUAUUCUUGUGAGCAGCAAAUGCGCAGGAGCAAUUAUUGGUAAAGGUGGUGAAAACAUCAAACGUCUCCGCACUCAGUUCGAAGGCCAGAUCUCAGUUCCCGAUUCCAACUCUCCCGAACGUGUGUUGACAAUGGUCUGCGCAUCCAACCAGAUUGUUCGUAUCGUCGAGGAUAUACUUCCACGUAUUGAGGAUACUCAAAAUGAUCGCGACAAGUUCACGCUCCGUCUGUUGGUGCACCAAUCGCAUGCUGGUGCUCUCAUUGGCAGACAGGGACAGAAGAUCAAGGAGUUACGUGACAGGACCAAUGCCAGAAUCAAAGUGUUCCAGCAGUGCUGUCCUCAGUCCACAGAUCGAAUUGCCAUGAUCUCGGGUGAUGAACGUAAUGUUAUCGAUGCCGUGGAACAAGUUAUUGAAGAGCUUAAGCAGAUCCCGAUCAAGGGCCCCGUUAACCCUUACACCUCCUUCAACUAUGAUCCCGUACUGGCGCCCGACUAUGGAGGUUUCUCGCCUUCAUACGCGGGUGGAGGCCGUGGUGGGCCACCACUUAGUCCAUUCGGAUCACGUGGUCGUGCAGGAAUGGGCGGACCGAUGCCAAUGCGUGGUGGUGGUCUUGGAGGACCCGACAUGCGUUUUGACCGUGGUCUAGGAAGAGACUUUGAUGGUCCAUAUGGUGGACCAAUGGGCGGUCCCCCAUACGGUGGUGGAAUGUCCUAUGGAGGUUACCCAGGCGGAGGCUCAAUUCAGACAACCCAGGUGACGAUACCGUCGGAUCUUGGAGGCACGAUCAUCGGACGUGGUGGCGAUCGAAUCAAUAGAAUUCGCGACGAGUCUGGAGCUCAGAUUACGCUGGAACCAUCAGCAGGCCAGGAAGAGCGCGUGAUCACCAUCACUGGUACUCAGGCUCAGAUCCACGCCGCUCAGUAUCUUCUGCAGCAGUGGUCAGUGAGACAGGCUUUGAGUUUCUAUGGGGCGUGCGCCAAUCGGCCGCAGGUCGGAAGUAUAUCGAGCAGCAGCAAGGUGGACACCAUAGAGACCAUCGCUAAGCAUUGCGUCAACGAUCCAUGGAUGCUAUCCUUAGCCGGUGUCCUCCAAUCUGUCCCACUACUCUCCACCACUCCAUUGAGCGGUUUUAUCCGCGAUUUUCGUCUAUUCAGCGGUUAUUAUGAUAUUUAA